ACCUAUUCUGAUCAUCUCCAUUCCUCCUUCAAUUGCUUAGGUUUGCAAUUGUUGUUCUCUCGUUUCUGUGAUUUUGUUACAAUCUAACAUGUCUACUGCAAAAGCAGGACCCAAGAACAAGAAGAAUGCAACAGAUUCGAAGCAUCUUUCAUUGCAGGAGAAGAAAGAAACUGCAGAUCAAUGCAAAGAAGAAGAGGCUUUGGCCAAAGAAAUAGAAGAAUUGAAGAAAUGGACUGAGACAGUUGAUGCCAUGGAUGAUGAGCAGUUGAAGGAAUACCUUGAGAAUAGGCCUGAAAAGUUCAAGAGUGUGAAGAUCCAGAAGAGCAAGCCAAGACCAAAAAUUUCUGAUGAUGGUAAAGCAGGUUCAGAAGGUUCUCAAGUCUAGAAAUCCUGCUUAUACAGGAAUCAUGGCUGCUGUUUGGAAGUUCCAUAAGGAGGAUUAAUCAGAUGCCCUACCAAAAUCUCAUGCCAAAUGUUUAACAGUGUAGAAGUGCUUGUUAAGUUUGCUCAUGUGAAUCAAAGAACUACACCAAUCCAUUUUCUGCCAUAAAUUGUGCUUUUGCAAAAAUCAUCUUGAACUAAAAAUACAAGUUUAUU
Messenger RNA from Rubroshorea leprosula, 597 nucleotides. The record is from the annotation of a GenBank genome assembly. Lineage: Eukaryota; Viridiplantae; Streptophyta; Magnoliopsida; Malvales; Dipterocarpaceae.